Lactuca saligna is the source of this 1653-nucleotide messenger RNA. The record is from the annotation of a GenBank genome assembly. Lineage: Eukaryota; Viridiplantae; Streptophyta; Magnoliopsida; Asterales; Asteraceae.
AUGUCGGCAUCACUGUUCACCUUCUCCUCCACUUUAAGAAGAGUCGUCCCAGCUCCAAACUCUCCUCCUCUUCCUAUAUACAUCAAAGCCACCAACGUAGUUUUCAACCCUGAUAUUCCAGAUGUUCAUCGAGGUCUUGGACUUGAUGAUUUUCUCAAUUUCUUAGUCUCUUGCCGACUCCGAUACGCAAUCAGUGACGUUCCAUCAGAGUUAUUUCCCGAACAAGUAUGUGAGUUCUACUACACUGCAAAAAUUAAUGAUGAAAACAACGUCAUCUCCGGGACUAUUGGCCGUGGAAAACACUCUUUAUUACCGCUGACCUCCUCAGUGCUGCGCUCAGGAUGGAAGUUCUUCAACGGUGCUCUGUGCAAAUGUGUAGGUCACAAAUCUCGCAGUGGUGAUCAACUGAGCACUUAUGAGCAACAAGUCGUCUGUUCCCUUCUUCUCAACAAACGACUUGAUUAUGGGGCUUUCUUCUUUGAUCAGCUUGUUCAACUUCUUCGUGCAAAUAUACGCGCUGAUCAUGUCCCCUUUCCAUGCUGGAUUGCUCUUGUGCUAGAUAAAUUUUUCGCUGAAGCUUACUACUCACACUCUGGAAACCCCAUCCAAUGCCCACGCAUGUCAAUGCGAAUGUAUCAGGAUGAUCCAUUGGAAACUGACAUCGGCAUCUCUGAUCGGAUGAGAGAAUGGAUUGCAAAUCCAUAUACCGUUCCUUCACUAACCGCUGAUAUUGAUGAAGGAGCUGAUGGUAACAACGACGAUCAUGCUGAUCAAGAAGCUGAAUCACAGGAUGGUGGUCAUCUCUCCCCUCAACUUUCUCAUCAUACUCUUUCUGUCACUAAGAAAGUUCACUCAGCUCAAGGGGAGCAACCAUUUCAGGGGGAACAACCAUCUCAGGGGGAGCAACCAUCCCAGGGGGAGCACCCUUCUCCGGGGGAGCAACCUUUCUCCCAACAAGUUCCAGGUACUCAAUUCCUUCAUAUACCGGCCUCAACAUUCAAUGAGCUACUUACACUGACUCGGGACAUGAGUCAGCGUCUUUUACGAAUUGAGGCCGAUGUCCAUCAACUGAAGGGAGUUCUUUUGACAACUCCUUCCCCUGGCCCACAACAUGAUGAUGAUCAAAAAGGGGGAGAAAAUGACGAUGAUGAUGAUCCAAAAGAGGGAGACACUGAAUCUGUUGAGCUCGGAUCUGAGGAUAACACCUUAAACCAGACUGAGCCACCACAGUCUGUGCACGAGUCUGAUAGACCAGUUGCUGAGGAGCCUAUUAGACUAGCAGAUACUGAAAAGCUUGCUGAAGAUAAUGAGCAUGAUUAUGAACAUGAUGAUGAGUGUCAGAUGUUGGACAUGAACUUCAUUGAUCCCACUAUUCUAGUUCAAGGGGAAGCCUCAGAUGAUGAUGAAGAUGAACAUGAUGAUGAAUGUCAAAUGCUAGAUAUGAAAUUCAUUGAUCCCAUUAUGCCAGUCCAAGGAGAAGAUUCUGAUGUAGCUAGAAGAGAUGCUAACAAUCAUAUUUUUCCAAUAGCAUGGGCAGUUGUGUGUGUGGAAAAUAAAGAAAAUUGGAAAUGGUUUUUGGAGAAUCUUCAAGAUGAUCUAGAAGUUGAUGAUGGUAGUGGGGCUAUUAGAGGCUGUAAAGGAAGUAAUGCAUAA